Messenger RNA from Nanorana parkeri, 1437 nucleotides. RefSeq names its product nucleolar protein 4 like (gene NOL4L). Bases 1 to 1353 code for a protein of 450 amino acids. NCBI's taxonomy places the organism in Eukaryota, Metazoa, Chordata, Amphibia, Anura, Dicroglossidae. The record is from RefSeq and is a predicted model, not a curated record. The transcript has 7 exons.
AUGUUGGGGGGGGGACACCUGCAGGUUUACCUGUCUGUCUGUCUGUCUGUCCUCUACACUCACUGCGCCGCUUCUUGUGUCUUUCAGGAUGAGAUCUCGGUGAGAGGGGACGAGGCGGAUAUGAAUGACCCCACAUGGGCAGAUAAGUCGCCCAGCGAGGAGGAGAAGAUGAGGAGCCCCCAGAAUGUGCCGGGCCCCGGUGAGGACGAUGAGUCUUCCUCCGAGAGCUGCAACGGGAACACCUUUUCUGUAGCCAACCCAUCCAGCGCCCCCCCCAGCUCCUCCCAGAACUGCACACUACCUGACAUGAAUGGGAACCCCCCUGCUGCUGCCCUGGAACAGACCACCACGUCAGGGGAGCAGCCCAUCAACCUCAGCGACAAAGUCCGGCCUUCCGCGGGGGUCCCGCCAUAUCCGUCUGAUGCCGAGGCCCUGCGAAGCCGCGGGAAGUAUGCCCUGAAGGCCACCUCUGAGUCCCCUCCGUACAGCUCAGGAAGUUACGAUUCCAUUAAGACGGAAGUGACGGAAGUAAGCGGCUGCGCAGAGGACCUGUCGACGGGCAGAGCUGCGGCCGUCGAUGACGACGACGACGAUGACCAUGAAGAUAACGACCGCAUCACAGACACGGAAGGGCUGGACCCUGAACGUCUGAAAGCUUUUAAUAUGUUCGUGCGUCUUUUCGUGGACGAGAAUCUGGACCGCAUGGUUCCCAUCUCUAAGCAGCCCAAGGAAAAGAUACAGGCCAUCAUUGAGUCGUGCAGCCGCCAGUUCCCAGAAUUCCAGGAGCGCGCCAGAAAGCGCAUCCGCACCUACCUGAAGUCCUGCCGGCGCAUGAAGAAGAACGGCUUGGAGAUGGCCAGGCCGACUCCGCCUCAUCUAACCUCGGCCAUGGCGGAGAACAUUCUUGCCGCAGCCUGCGAGAGCGAAUCAAGAAAAGCCGCCAAAAGGAUGAGACUAGAAGUUUAUCAGACUGCUCAGGAAGAGAAUGUUUCUUUAGAGAAGACUUCCGCCCUCUCACAGUCGAACUGCACUCUGCCGGCGCCCAGCCAGGAUCCCGUCUAUGUGAACGGAAGUCUCCACUACACUUAUCGCGGUUACGGGUCCAUUGGAGGCAACCUAGCGCCCCCCACCUCACUGCAAACUGGAAACCACUGCAAUGGUCCAACUGAUCUCAGCAUGAAGUCUUUAGCUUCUGGCAGCUCCAACUCCACCAACCGGGCAAUGCCGUGCGCCCAGCUCAGCCCCACCGAGAUCGGAGCGGUGCGACAGCUGAUCGCCGGGUACCGGGAGUCGGCCGCCUUCCUUCUGCGCUCAGCCGAUGAACUGGAGAAUUUAAUAUUGCAGCAGAAUUGACCAGAACCCUCGGGCCCGGACCUUCAGCCUCGACCUCUCGCUCUACAGACUAAGAGAAGACAGCGAGGUCCAUUCCGCCCCUAU